Messenger RNA from Cuscuta epithymum, 2607 nucleotides. The record is from the annotation of a GenBank genome assembly. NCBI's taxonomy places the organism in Eukaryota, Viridiplantae, Streptophyta, Magnoliopsida, Solanales, Convolvulaceae.
CCCAACCACAAAGCCGCAAGCCACCUGGCCACCGCAAACCACCAGGGCCCGACUUCUCACGGAAAUCAGAAGAAGCAAGAAGGACGAGUGUACGACGAUUCAACGGACCACUUCGCCGCUGCUCUAGUGCGCUCGGCUCUCGCCUCUGGAGUGAAGCCGUGAAAAAUGGAAGGAGGAUGAAGGAUUGGGUGUUGACCUCUGCGGCUCCGCCACCAACGCCAGCGCAAGCUGCCAGGCCGCCACUGCCCCACCGCGACUCCGCGACCCGCCUCCCUUCCGGUCUAUAUUUUCUUGGGACCGGCCCUGCAUCCAACCUCACGCCUUUACAAGUAAUCGUCAUCUUCGAUUAAUUACAAGCAUCUCUUCCCCAUAACUCUGCAUCUAUACAAAUCAACAAAUGCCAAAUUAUUUCCACAUACUCUACGUCUAUACGCAUACAUCAUAGUGGUUACAAGGUGCUCAUUUGAUCCGUUGCUAUUUCUAUUCCUUAAACCAGGAGGAGGACGUCUGGAAUCUAUAGGGACUUGGUGCUGCCUGACAGACUUUAUAGCCACUGCUUCUCCUUGAGGCAUGGAAUCCCAGACGGGCAAUACAACGGAGGACAUCUUCGACUCAUCUCUGAAUGUAGAGGACAUCUAUUACAAACAAGGACACACCGAUGGUUAUGCUGACGGCCUAUCAUCCGGUGUUGAGGAAGGUCGUCAGGUAGGCCUAAAAACUGGCUUUGAAACGGGCUUAGAAUUGGGCUUCUACAGAGGCUGUGUCGAUGUGUGGAGCUCCGCAAUCCGGCUAGAUCCAACCUGUUUCUCGACUCGUGUUCAGAAAAACAUCAAACAGAUUGAUGAAUUGCUCCAAAGGUACCCUAUAUCUGACCCCGAAAAUGAAUCUGUUACUGAUACUAUGGAGUCCUUGAGGAUGAAGUUCCGUGCUAUCUGUGCCACCCUCAACGUUAAGUUAGAGUAUGAGGGUUAUCCUAGGGCAUCCGAUUCUCAGAAAACUGGAUUUUGAUGGUAUAUUCUAUUCUAUACAGUAAAUGAUGUAUAUUGUUCACCUAAGUUUUGCAUUUUUUGUUUUCAAUUUAUGAAAAUCAGUUCAUGAUUGUUCUGAAUAGUGAAUUAAAUUGAGCAUCGAAGAGAUGUUUUUCAUGUGUAUUGAUGGUGAACUGUUAGAUAUUAAUGGCACUUAUAAUUAAUUAGUGGUGUACAUUAGGUAAUGAGUUAGGCAAGAAACCUAUCUGGUCUUAGAAUAGGACUUUUCACCAACUGGGAAUCUGGGGUAGGUUCAGUAUUCAUAAUUGUUCUAAGCAUUGCCAUGUUCUUGCUAUUAUAUUUGGUCAUUUGGAUCACAUUUAUUGCUUAUGCUCAUCACUCAUUUAAUGAUAAUAAUAAUAAGAGGUUUUUCCAUAUAUAAUAUAUAUUGUCAAAAAAUGUGUUCUGGAAAAAAUGUGACUGAAGUUACUAUGUAACUUCAAUGUUACUUCAAUGUAAAUUUUUGAACAUAUUCACGAUGACUAAAGUUAUUCCUAUGGUCACUAAAGUAUAAAAAGUCAUGUUUUUAUCUAUCGUCUUUAUUAUACUACAUAGUCAAAUAUCCGUCAUUAUUUCUAAUAAUAAUCUUUUCUAUUGCCUCAUUCUUUUAUAAAGUAUUACUCUGGAGUACACCCAUGUGAACAAAACACAAUCUUGAUGGGAAGCAUGUUCUUACACUUCUAUUUAUGUGAAAUAUCUUCAUGUUAUUUUGGCUUAUAUUAUAAGAACCGUGUUGUUAUUUCAUACUCCAAGUAUUAGCGGUUUCACCUGUUUAGGUUAGUUAUUUUGUCCUUUGAUUUGAGGGCCUUUGUCUUUCUGUUUCGCUAGUUGUGUGAUUUGUACGUCAGUUCAUUGAAAGAGCAGAUUGAUGAUAAUAAUGCAUUCUGGAUAGGGCUAUUUCCAGACUUCCAGUAACUUACGUAAUGCAGAAUAAGUUUGAUAAAAUUUGUAUGUUUCUUUGUUGUCUUUGUUCUUUAAUCACCAAAACUAAAACCUUUAUUCUCCAGUGUUUUUUUUACUAUACACAAACACGUUCAUUUAGUUAUUGACUUCUUGAUCUUUAUAUGACUGGAAUACACAGGUAAAACGUGUGAAAAAAAUAUAUCUCUUACGGUCUUACCUUUUGCUAAGUAUUUCCAGCAUUUUUAAUUGAGCCAAAAACUUGCUAUUUUUGUCUUGGGAAUAUGAUGAAAUAAAGCAAAAUGACUCACUGAAGUGUUUGUGCUUACUUUAGUACAGGGGUAAAGCUGCAUACAUCUGACUCUCCUUACCCCACCUUUGGUGGGAGCCUUUGCGGUUUUGGGGUAAUGUUGUUGUUUUACCUUUUGCCAAGUAGUCUUUAAUUCCAAAUAUCGCCUCCUUUUUCUAUGUUCUUUCCCUCCUAGCAUUUUUUGGGCUCCAAAGAAACCCAUGACGGCUGAUAGGUAGGGGCCAAUUUGGUUGCAAGAAUUGAAUAUGUAACUGAAGUACUGAACAUGCUGAAUGAAUGAGAGAAUUAAGAUAAAGUAUUUGAAACUGUAUUUUCAGCAAAUAAUUAAAGGAAAUAAAUCUAAAAUGUGUGAGCAAAAGUACCAUUAUC